Molecule: messenger RNA, 1911 nt
Organism: Closterium sp. NIES-65
Lineage: Eukaryota; Viridiplantae; Streptophyta; Zygnematophyceae; Desmidiales; Closteriaceae
Source: the annotation of a GenBank genome assembly
AUGGCCUCCCGUUGCACGUCCUCUCACCCUUCCAAAUGCCCACUUCGUCGAUCCCGCGCUCGCCCCGACUAUUUUUCCAAUUUCCACUCUUCUCUCCCACGAGCCACCUCGAUGCUCUUCAUCGCGCUCUCUGUAAAUCGCCGUCGCUCUUCAUCUCGUCUCCUCCCGUCAACCACCUCGUCGCUAUCUCAUGCGCGCCUCAAAUUGCCCUCCCGUCGCCCUUUCUCCCUUCGCGUCACCCACCUCGUCGCCUCUGCGCGCGCCUCAAAUCGCCCUCCCGACGCCCUUUCUCUCUUCACAUCACCCAUCUCGUCGCCCUCCUUAUCACCAUUCGCAUCACCCACCUCGUCGCCCUCUCACUCGCCUUUAAUCGCCGCGAUCGCCCUCGCGAUCUCCUCUCCCAUCCCGUCGCCCUCCCCUUCUCCUUCCCCUUCGCCCUCGCCAUGUCCCAUCCCUUCUGGUCGCCCUCUCAAUCUCUCUUCCCUUCGCCCUCUCAGUCACUUCACUUUCUUCCGCCCCUCUCGAUCGCGCUCACGCUCUCCGCGUCUCCUUCCCGCCCCGUCGUCAUCACGUUUUCCCCGCCCGUUACGACCCUUUCGCGCUUUCAGCUCCCUUCCCGUCGCCCUCACGUUUUGGAAUUUGAACCCUCCGCUCCCUUCUCAUCGCAAGCACGCACGCUCGCGCCGAAUGCCAUCUUGCCGCCCUUCCUCUCUCCCGUUCGUUCACCCACCCUCGCUGCCCGCGAGCUUUCCCUGUAGUAACGCCUUCUUGCCGUCCUUCCUCACUCCCCUCCGUUCAGUUACCUCGUCGCCCACACGCUCGCCCCGGAAUGCCCCCCCCCCCCCCCCGUCGCCUUUCUUCUCUCCCCUCCCAUCACUAACAGUUGCGUACGCUCUUGCUCUGAAACGCCCUCCCCGCGCCCUUCCUCCCUCCCCUCCCAUCACCUUUCUCAUCGCCUUCGCCCUCUCCCUCCCGUCGCCCUUGCAAUCUCUCCUCCCAUCCCAUCGCCCUAUUCAUCUGCCAUCGCUCACGUCCUACCCUUCCAUCGGCCUCGUGCUCACGUUCUCCCCUCCCAUCUCCCUCGCACUCACGUUCUCCCCUCCCCUCGCCAUCGCGCUCACGUUCUCCCGUCUUCGCAUCGCCUUCGCGCGCAUGGUCUCCCCUCCCAUCACCUCGCACUCAGAUUCUCCCCUCCCAUCUCCCUCGCGCUCACGUUCUCGUCUCCCGUCGCCUUCGCGCUCGCACCUUCUCGUCCCCUCUCGUCGCCCUCGUACUCUUUCAUCUCGUCCCUUCCUGUUGCCCUCGUGCUCUCCCGUCCUGUCCCGUCACCGCGCUCGCCCCUCACGUCCCGUCCCGUCGCCCUCGUGCUCUCCCCUCCCCAAUGCCCCUCGCAUCACCGAACCCACCACGGCGCUACGCCGUCUGCUAGCAUGCGCUCUCCAUUCCAAUCUCCGCGCGCCGCCACCUCCGCUGACCCUCGCCGCGCUGCCCGUCGUCCCUCAACACGCCUCCCUCUCGCAGCUCGCGCGCGGUCUCACCGCUCCUGCAUUCGUCGCUCCACCGUGCUUUCCCACCCGCCCGUCUUGGGCGCUACCGCAGGCAGUAUCGGCGCGCGCGCUGCAGGGCUUCCCCGCGCGAAGAGCGGGGCUCGGCGCCGUGGUGGUGGAGUAUGACGACGAUGACACGGAUGCGCGUGACCGAUUCAUCGCCGUCGCUGACUACUUGGAGGAGCGCUUCCCCGCCAUCAUGGUCACCGGCAAUCCCGAGGGCUCCCAGGCCAGGCCUGGGUCGUUCGAGGUCUCCUUUGGCCACUCCCUGCUCUUCUCCCGCCUGCAGCUUGAGCGCCUACCGUCCCCAGAGGAGCUAGAGGCCCCGCUGGAGCCGCUGCUGGAUGAUGCGCAGCCUGAGUAG